Molecule: messenger RNA, 3985 nt
Organism: Sorex araneus (European shrew)
Lineage: Eukaryota; Metazoa; Chordata; Mammalia; Eulipotyphla; Soricidae
Product: zinc finger protein 470
Exons: 12
Coding region: 81-2531 (816 amino acids)
Biological process (GO): negative regulation of transcription by RNA polymerase II
Molecular function (GO): DNA-binding transcription repressor activity, RNA polymerase II-specific; RNA polymerase II cis-regulatory region sequence-specific DNA binding
Source: RefSeq, a predicted model, not a curated record
UUGUGGAGCUGCAGGCCGCCGGGCGGGCAGUGGGGCUCGGCAGCUGCCCGGCGAGGGGCGUGUUCGCGCACUACAGCGACAUGAGGGGGCGCGGGAGAGCGUGGGCCCGCGGGCCGGGGUACCCACAGCGGCACGGCGCCCCCACAAAGGCCCCGGCUGGGAGUCCGGCGACUGUCGCGCGCCCUGCCCGGGGAAGGCCGCGCACCCGCAGGGACCUCGAGUCCAGGGGCCAGCGUGGAGCGGUGACCGCGGACCUCGAGACCGGAGUACCACCUGAAGAGAGGAGGUCUCCGCAGGAGGCUGUGCCCUGGAGUCUAGUGACUUUUGGUGACGUGGCUGUGGAUUUCUCCCGGGAGGAGUGGGAGUGGCUGGGCCCUGACCAGAGGCAUCUCUACCGGAAGGUGAUGCUGGACAACUACAGGACCCUCAAAUCUCUGGAGCCUGCUGACCACUGCAUGGUCAUCCCUUUUUCCUGCCCACUCAGGACUCUGCGUUUCCAAGCCUGCCAUGAUCUUCCUGUUGGAACAGAAGGAGGAGCUGUGGCCGGUGACCCGAGGUGGGCGCCCUGGCUGGCCAUUGAAGAUAAAACCCUCCUCCAAAUGAGGAGCCAGGAAGAGGAUGAGUUGGCAGGAAUUGAACAUCUUAAAGUCAUGUGCCCAGAAUUGGUGUCCUUUACUGAUGUGGUUAUUGACUUCUCUCAAGAUGAAUGGGAACAGCUGACUCUUGCACAAAGGACUUUGUACAAGAAGGUGAUGUUGGAGAACUACAGGAACCUGGUUUCUGUGGGCCUUUGUAUUUCUAAACCCAAUGUAAUUUCCUUACUGGAGCAAGGUAGAGAUCCUUGGAUAAUGAAAGGAGAGAUAAUAAGAAGUCUGUGCCCAGACUUGGAGUAUGUCCAGAUGUUCACGAAAAUACCUUCAAGCCAGGAUGUUUAUGAAGAAAAAUUAUCUCAUGCUGUUAUGGGAAGACUAUCAAGCUAUGAUCUUGAAUGUUCCCCACUAGGAGAAAACUGGAAGUAUGAAGACCGGUUUGAGAGGGAGAUGGAAUCAGUGACCUUCAGGGAUGUGGCCGUGGACUUCACCCAGGAGGAGUGGCAGCAGCUUGACCUUGCCCAAAGGGACCUGUACAGAGAUGUGAUGCUGGAGAACUUCCAGAACCUGUUCUCACUCGACUUGGAGACCAGACCAGAGCCGAAAGCACCAGAGCCUGAGGAGGACUUUCCAGAAGACACGCCCGACGGUGGGGGCGCUUGGACAGUGGGGGACGGGGUGGAGAGACCACGUGGGGCCAAAGGGGCCCAGCGGGAGCGUUCCCGGAAGUCAGACUCCUGGUGUGACUGGCUCCCCUCGACGCUGCCCCUCAGACUCAGCGCGGGUGCCUCCACCGAAGUGCCCCUGACGUGGGCUAUGUUGGUCCAGCUCCCCGUGGUGCGUGUGGGGAGGCGGCCGCACGGCUGCCCAGAGUGCGGUAAAGCUUUCGGCUGCCGCUCGGCCCUGACCAAGCACUGGCGCACGCACACAGGGGAGAAGCCCUUCGAGUGCGCUGCGUGUGGGAAACGCUUCUCCGAGCGCUCGGCGCUCACCACGCACCGGCGGGUGCACACGGGCGAGAAGCCCUACGGCUGCGGGGACUGCGGCAAGGCCUUCAGUCAGCGCAUGAACCUGGUGGCACACCAGCGCACGCACACGGGCGAGCGACCCUACGCGUGCGGGCGCUGCGGGAAGGCCUUCCGCAAGGCGUCUUCGCUGGCUCAGCACGAGCGCACGCACACGGGCGAGCGGCCGUUCAUGUGCGGGGACUGCGGCAAGGCCUUCAGUCAGCACAUGCACCUCGUCGUGCACCGGCGCACGCACACGGGCGAACGGCCGUACGUGUGCGGGGACUGCGGCAAGGCCUUCAGCCAGAACAUGCACCUGACCGAGCACCGGCGCACGCACACGGGGGAGAAGCCGUUCGCUUGCUCCGAGUGUGGCCGCGCCUUCAACAAGAGCUCGGCGCUCACGCUGCACCGGCGCGUGCACACGGGCGAGCGGCCGUACGCGUGCGGGGACUGCGGCAAGGCCUUCAGCCAGAGCUCCUACCUCAUCCAGCACCAGCGCGUGCACCUGGGCGCCAGGCCCUUCGAAUGCGGCCAGUGCGGCAAGGCCUUCGGCAAGAACUCCGCGCUGGCGCAGCACCGGCGUGUGCACACAGGCGAGAAGCCCUACGUCUGCCCCGUAUGCCACAAGCAUUUCGCGGGGCGCUCGUCCCUGGCCGUGCACGAGGCUGCCCACACGGGCGCCAAGCCCUUCCAGUGCGGGCAGUGCGGCAAAGCCUUCGGGCAGAGCGCGUACCUCAUCGAGCACCAGCGCAUUCACACCGGGGAGCGGCCCUACCGCUGCGGCCAGUGCGGCAAGGCCUUCCUCAAGAACUCCUCGCUGACUGUGCACCGGCGCACGCACACGGGCGAGCAGCCCUACCGCUGCGGGCAGUGCGGCCGCCGCUUCAGCCGCAGCACCAACCUCACGCGCCACCUGCGCGUGCACACCUGAGCCCGCGGGCGCCUCAUUCACCCGUUUCCCAAGAGCUGCGGACCUCGGGGUCUGUUUCCUCGGUGGUCAAGAGGCGGGGAGGCAGUAGGGCCACCGCCCCCUAACCUGUCUGUAGGGCCAAGGGGACAAGUUGUUGAGGGAGGUGCAACAAAAACCCUCUUCACUUCAUUUUUCAGUAAAUUACAGGAAAAAGAGUGCCCUAAAAGCCAAAGUGCCCCAGAGUUGUAGAAGUAAAACGUUUACUUAAGGGAAACCGAAUUUUCCUUACGUAUCCAGCUGCGAGAGGCAGACGCCGUCCCGCCCCGCUCCCUAUGUGAAGGGAAGGGCAGAGGCGUUUAAGCCUUAAACGCUUAAUGGCGUUUAAGGCACUGGCCGGUGCUUUUAUAAGUCAAACUUCAAGGACACUGGGAAACCGCGGGUGGGGACACGCCUCUCGGUCGCUGCCCAGCCCCGGGCUUCGGGCUUCGCGCGGUGGCUCAGCGCGAGGACUGGGUGCCUCGGGCAGAGGUCUGGGUCUCCCGGGAGCAGGCGCGGACUAGAAGCGGGGUGACCUCCCUCCAGCGUUCUCUCGCUUUCCCUCUUUCCAACCAAAGCCGGCCCGGGCCCUCCCCGCGCCGCCCCAGAGACUGUUCUUCCGCACCGCCCUGUACCCGCGCCUCUGGGGGUAGCACGGGGCUUUGCUUUCCUGUGCCUCGGUUUACUCAGCUGCCGUCCGUCCGCGGGGGUAUGAAGAUUCUGGCCUAGCAGGGCGCCCCCUCCUACCCGCCCCCAACAUGGCACUAACGGACUCGGACAUGACUGCCGCUGCCCCCAGAACUGGUCCAGAAGGAGAAAUCGCGGCCACAGACGGAGGACUAAAAAAGGGCUGGCUCGCCGGCGCCCCCAGGCGUCAGCAGCGUCAGGGCACGGGACGCGGGAGAAGGCGGACUACGCCUGCGCGCGGCUCCUCUGCUGCGGUCACUCCCCUGCGCGCUCCCAGAAGCUUCCGCGAACUGCCCAGGAGAACGCUGAGAAGGAACUUCAUCUCUCUGUCUUGGCGUCCUCAUCUAUGUCUGGGCAUCCCCCACUCGCUAUUGUCGAAGGACAAAUUACAGCCGGGCGUCCAGAACAGCACCGUCAUCGUCACGAACGACUUGUAUUCUUGCUCCCUGGGAUAGGGGGUUCCACACUGCACUCUGGCCUGAGGUUCGAACCAGUCUCCCCAGAGGGCGUUGGUCUCCCCGGACCAGCGAGGAAUAUUCAGGGGGCAAUUAGAUCCGAAAACUCAGGGGGCUGCCUGCCUCCCGGCUGGGUUCUACCCAGAGCUGAAGGGAGGGAGGUGUUUGUUUUCCGGUGCACAGGCUCACAGCUGGAGGCAGUUUGCAACUGCAUAUUUCCUGUCAACGGCCAGAAUAUACCAAACAAAGCAAGAUCUCCUGCUGGCCUCACUACCUCAGCCGUCUGCACUGCAGGGU